AUGUCUUUAACUCCCUCAUUUCGGCUGUUGGAUGAACAAGAACUUCAGGCGCAGCACGAGAGCGAUUUUAUAUUUGUCGCGCAGAGGCGGGCGUUCACUGCCUUUCUAAACUCUUUUGGUAAGAGUGUAACCAAACGACCCGUUCGUCUACGCUUCGCGCCUUAUUCUGUUGCGUUGAAUACAUUCCAUGGAGAUAAUCCAAGUAACAAUAAACAAGGACGUGAUUUCUGUGUGUCGUCUACACAAUCUAAAAGUGUGAAUCCCAAUCUAUCUCUUCCCUCUGAUACAGUUUUUCCUGUAUUCAGUAAGGAUAAUGGGAAUGCACGCGACACGUUAUCGCAGACUACCAAAAUAAACACAAAGCCCGUCCUCGGUUCACUAUCGACAGCUUCGAACCCAGAGAUCCAAUUUUUUACAGCCACAUCACCGGAGCUAGAGCACCCCGUAAACAAACAAAUACAACUUGUACUUCGAUUAAAAUGGACAUUUUUUCCAAUGUUUAUAUAA
Psilocybe cubensis is the source of this 507-nucleotide messenger RNA. RefSeq lists its product as uncharacterized. The record is from RefSeq and is a predicted model, not a curated record. The transcript has 5 exons. The coding region runs from base 1 to 507 and encodes 168 amino acids. Lineage: Eukaryota; Fungi; Basidiomycota; Agaricomycetes; Agaricales; Agrocybaceae.